AUUUGAAUCUAGAUUUUUAAAUUAUUACGGAAAGAAAUGAAAAGUAGGAGUGAAACAAACUAUGGAAAGAUGACUAACAAAUAGAUCAUUCUCCGAAACUUUCAUGAGAAAAUGUCACGGAAAUAUUACAAAGAACAGGAAUCACGCAAAGCCACGUGAUUUCACUGAACGUUUGCCGUUGCCGAGUCUCUGCGAGAAUACUUUCGGAAGAAAAUCUGCGUCGCAUCACUAUCUAAUUAUCGAGAUUUGUCACAGUCUCCGUUAAGUAAGAGAUGGGGAAGUCAAAGAAGUCGAAAGAGUUGAAGAGAUGGCAGAUGAAUCUAAAAGAAGAAGAUACGAUGAAAAACCGGACGGAAAGUGACGAAGUGCCGAUAAAGAAUUUGCCGGAAAAUUUUCUUUGCAUGCGCGUGAAGAACGGUACCAAGAUGAGAAACGUCCUCGACUAUGCGUUGAAAAAAUUCCCUCAUCACGAGAGCGUCGUCUGGACCGGGAUCGGACACUGCAUAGAAAAAGUCAUUUCUUGCGCGGAACUUUUCAAGAGAAAACACGAAGGCCUUCAUCAAAUUACGAAGUUGCGUUACAUCAAGACGAAAAGAUCGGAGGAAAAUAUAGAAGAACAGGAGAUUCAAUUACCGGAAAUUCAUAUCUUAUUGACCAGGGAUAUUAAGGAUACCACUGAGCUUGGAUAUCAAGCACCUGGAGAUUACGAAGAAUUUCCGGAAAAGGAAGACGCAGUGGAGCCGAAAACGAGCACGAGAACAGAAAACGCUAGCAAUGCGACUUGCAUUGACACUAAGGAAUUCGCUACGAUGGGACUAAGAAUCGGACAGAAGAGGAAAAACAGGCACAAUAAAACGGCAUCAUCCUUCAAGAAAAAUAAAACAAGCAAGUCUUGAUAAUUAUCAGUACAAAUUAAUAUUUAGAUACAUAAUAAUUUAAAUAUAAAAUUAUAGAUUUACAGAUGUGUGUGAUAUAUAAUCAAACCAUCAAAAAAUCUAUCGAUAAAACUUGAUACGGCAAAUUGAUACAGCAUUUCAUAAUUGAAAUAUCUUUUUUUCUUAAUUUAACUCUAUAUUUUCUAUUACGUUUUACUUCUUUUCUACAGAGUUCGAGUAUUCUUCUCUAAUAUUUUAAAUAUAAAAAGGAUGCAACAAAAUGCAGCUAAAAAUGACAACUACAGACUUAUAAUUUUUAGAUAUUAUUUCAUUAAUAACAGACAGGUGGAAAUGACAAGCAUCGGCGAAUUAUAUGUAGAAAGUUUAUUUUUCAUUAAUACAGACAAUUUUCACGGAAA
Messenger RNA from Linepithema humile (Argentine ant), 1294 nucleotides. The record is from RefSeq and is a predicted model, not a curated record. Lineage: Eukaryota; Metazoa; Arthropoda; Insecta; Hymenoptera; Formicidae.